Alternaria atra is the source of this 1176-nucleotide messenger RNA. RefSeq lists its product as uncharacterized. The transcript is spliced from 3 exons. Gene Ontology annotation, biological process: mitotic sister chromatid segregation; protein localization to kinetochore; kinetochore assembly. The coding region runs from base 1 to 1176 and encodes 391 amino acids. Lineage: Eukaryota; Fungi; Ascomycota; Dothideomycetes; Pleosporales; Pleosporaceae. The record is from RefSeq and is a predicted model, not a curated record. Gene Ontology annotation, cellular component: nucleus; chromosome, centromeric region.
AUGGCGAGCGCAAAGCAGCAGGAGAACAUGCUCCUUACCGAGCACUUUACUUGGCCUCCUAUUUCCCUAAUUGACGACAUCAUCAACGCCGUAAACGAAGUCCUCUACCGCUGUACCGACUCGUUCGAAACCGGUCUCUCCUCCGCUGACCCCUCCUUACUCGGUUUCGCAGACCUAUACGCCUCCCAAGGACGUACACCCGAAAGAGACGGAGAUGGCAACGAUCUGUUUCCCGAGGCUAGACUAGAGAUUGAAGAAGGCGUAUUGAAGCUCGAAACGCUCAUGGAGAAUGCCGUGGACAAGAAUUUCGAUAAACUGGAGAUUUGGACGCUGAGAAAUGUUUUUGCGUUGGGAAGGGGGAAGGGCGGGGACGAAGGCUUGGGAGAGUGGGUUAGGUUAGGGCACUAUGAGAAUCUCGAACCCCCGCCCAAAGAUUCGAAACUCACUCCCGAAGCCCUCUACACUCUCCGCCGUAAACUAAUCGAAACCCAAAAGUUGAACGCUGCGCUUGUCGCAGAGAAGACACGCAACGAGGCGCAAAUAGCACGGCUAAAAGCCUUACUCCAACCACCCCCCGCGCCGAAGCGUGAACAAGGAACAUCUAAAUCGCCGUCAAAAGCGUCGUCGGAGAGAAACGGACAAAACGAGCAAAGCGUACCAUUCGCAUUCCUAACACACACGGCAGCCGCUCAGUCGCUAGGAAUGCAAGUCCUACCACAACAAUCAAACACAAACACUGCCUCCAACGGAGAAAACAAGAACAAUGACAAGAAACCCGCUCCGUUAACCACCCACACCACCUUCACAACCUCCCAACUCCCUCAUCUCCGCCAACUCCUCGCAUCGUUAAAACCCCAUCUACCCAAUACCGCUUUACCCAGCAACACCACUCCAUCGUCUCAUACUACCAAUUCUCAACCACAAACCAAGGAUAAAGAGGAAUUGAGCCGCGAACGUAGAGUCUAUGUUGAGAGUCAAAGUAAGAGGAUAUUGGAGAGACGGGGUGUGGAUACAAGGGAUGGCGUUGAAGGGGUCUGGGAGGGUGGCAGUAGAGUUGGAGCGGACGAGGUUAGGGGUUUGGAAGGGUUGGUUGACGCAUUUGGGAGGAUAGACAAGGCCAAGAAGGCGAACGAGCAAGAGAAUGGGGAUGAUGGUGAUGUCAUGGAUACAAGCUGA